AUGCGCCAAAUUGAGCGUCGGGAUGAAGCCACAGGUGAAAGCCGAGUGGUAACAGUAGUGACGCCACCAGCAGCAACCCGGAAAAGGCCAGCGGAUGAAGAUGAUGAAAUCGAUCAGAAUGCUCACAACUUCUGGACGAAAUACUGCCGGGGUGAGGCAUCUGCGACAGCCUCAUCUGCGGCAGCGGCAGCUUCAUCUGCGGCAGCUUCAACGGCUUCGCCCGCGGAGUUGGAUCCAGCGAUCGAGGCAUCCAUGAUAGCGGAGCUGGAGACACAGCUCAUGGACGAUGAGCCUGCACCUGCCUCUGCCACACUGGAAGCGACAGUGCCUACUCCUACAGAUGAUGCUGUCCGGGCUGUUGGCGGCGACGGAAAUGCCGCUAAGGGUUCUGGUGCAGCAGAUGAUGAGACUGCCGGACAAGGCGCCAGCAAGAGUGCAUGUGCAUCAGUUGCUGCGGUUGCUGUAGCCGGACAUGACACUGGCAAUGGUGCAGGUUCAACAGAUGCUGCGGUUGGACAAGACGCUGGCAAUGUUGCAGGUUCAGCAGCAGAUGCUCCGGUUGGACAAGACGCCAGCAAUGUUGCAGGUUCAGCAGCAGAUGCUCCGGUUGGACAAGACGCCAGCAAUGUUGCAGGUUCAGCAGCAGAUGCUCCGGCUGGACAAGACGCCCGCAAUGAUGCAGGUUCAGCAGCAGAUGCUCCGGCUGGACAAGACACCGUCAAUGAUGCAGGUUCAGCAGCAGAUGCUCCGGUUGGACAAGACACCGGCAAUGAUGCAGGUUCAGCAGCAGAUGCUCCGGUUGCUGAAGAAGGACACGACACCGGCAAUGUCAUCGUAGCGGAGUCCGCUGAGGCCGUUCGCGAAAGGGCUCGUGUCCAUGAGAUUCUGUAUUCCUCUUCUGCUGCCGAUGUCAGCAAUGACGAUGAGACCCAUGAAAGCGAAGAUGGUGGUGAGGAUUAUUUUUCGGAGCCUGCCGGCCCUGACGACAACCUCAAUGACGAGGGCUACUCCAGUGAUGGCACUGAUGGCUUGGGCACUGUAGUGCCAACAUGGGUCCGGUGGGCCAAGGCAUCUUAG
Symbiodinium sp. CCMP2592 is the source of this 1077-nucleotide messenger RNA. Lineage: Eukaryota; Dinophyceae; Suessiales; Symbiodiniaceae. The record is from the annotation of a GenBank genome assembly.